CUGACGCAGCGCGCCGGGGGCGGAGCGGAAGUGAGGAGGAGGAGGCGGCGGAAGUGGCUGCCGGUGUGCGGACAAGAUGAAUCCAAGAGGUGUUUCUUCUUUGUUGAAGGAUACUAUCCCAAUUACUGACUUUUCACCUUCAGGACUAUUUGAAGGUCAUGACCUUCUGCGUAGAGGCUUUACAAGUGUGAAAAAUGAAUUGUUGCCCAGCCACCCAUUAGAGUUGUCAGAAAAAAAUUACCAGCUAAAUCAAGAUAAGACAAACUUUGACACGCUGAGAAAUAUUCAAGGACUCCAUGCACCUUUAAAGCUGCAGAUGGAAUUCCGAGCAGUGAAACAGGUCCAGCGUCUCCCAUUUCUUCACAGCUCAAACAUGGCACUGGAUACUCUGAGGGGAAAUGAUGAAUGCAUCAGUUUUGAGGAUAUCCUUAAUGAUCCUUCACAGAGUGAGGUUAUGGGAGAACCACACAUGAUGAUGGAAUACAAGCUUGGUUUAUUGUAACAAAAUGUACUCCACCAAAAUGUUUUGUGCGUGUCUUUCUAGUGCAGAUCUACAUCCAUGAUACUGAAUUGACACUCACAGCAUUAAGCAGUCCUACAGUUAUCAUUUGCCUUCCUUGAUGAAAAGGCACAUUAAAUGUUUAAAGUCUAUAAAUUGUUCUGUGCUUGUUGUCAAUUAUAUAAAUGUCCUGUAACUAGGUAGUUUAAAUAAGGUCUCUUUAUACACUGCUCAGGAUAAUAGCUUCUUAACUAUGGAAUACUAUAUAUGUAUACACAAAAUCCCAAAAUACCCAUGCAUUUUAAAACUGAUUACUGUAGGAAAAUGCAUUUAAUGGAUGUUCUUGCAGAAGAACUUUUUAAGGGGGAAAAGAAGGUAUUUUCCUUUGAGUAACUUUGUUCAUGAAAACUUCCAUACACUUUUUAAACUAUUGAAUAAAAGUUUGCUACAAAUGCUGUUGUGUUCCAAAAUAUAUUUAAUUGUAAAUCAAGAAUCUCUUAUCCACAACACAAACAGUGUUGUUCCUUUUUCUUGCAGUAUUUUUAAAGAUCUUUAACUUCUGCCCUACCAGUGGAAUCCUGCUGCAUACAUUUUAUCCCCCCCGUUGACAGUUGUUCAUGGGUGAGGCAUUAAGCUUUUGUUUAUAAUUGGAAGUAUUGAUGUAAGAAGGGAGUUAAAGGUCUCGAUUUUUUCAUCUGUGUCCCUGAGACGAUAUCCUGGUUUCUGAAAGUAGAAGCAAGUACCAUUUGGAGUUUAAAGAGGUGUUUUAAAAUCCAUAAACGUAAUCCAAAUGAGCCCUCCUAGAUCUAGGUAUUUUAGUACUUGGAGACUAAGAAAGAAUGCAGUGCCUAAUUAUGACAGUACCUAAUAAAGCUGCUGCAGUGAGAACAUGAAGAUACAGUGGUACUAGAUGACAAAUACUGAAAUAAUUUUUUGUGGGUUUAGCAGAAUCAGAUCUUAGUUAAGGGAGGACAAGAGAUCUAUAGCUAAAUAUACCUUUUAAAGCAGCAGGCCGCUCUAAGGUUUUUUUUGUGUGUGUGUGUUAUUAAGUUCAGGGUUGUAACAACUAUUUUCUGAUUUCAUACAUGUGCAUGUGUCAUGUAAAUCCUGCAAGGCAGCUAAUAUGAUGUGGCAUAUUAGGAGGGAAAAAAAAGUUCAAAAGAUGUCAUCUCUUGUUGUAUGUGGGGAGCUUGAAACAAUGUUUCUAAGACAGAAACUGUCUUUAUUCAGCAGGUUUUCAUGACUUGGUUAAACCGCUAAGUGCACUCAGUGUUCUGUUGCAGAUAAUUUUAGCAGAAAUGUUGCUAUAAACCUCUUCUCACAAUCCCAAACAUCUCCAAUAUGCUUAAAUCUGCCACAAAUUCCCUACCCAUGUGGGCGAAAGCCUCUAGCUUCCGUCCUGUAAAUUUUACAGUGCUUUCAUGUACAUCUGUUGCAAAACACAGCAGCAAAUUAAAAACAUUGAGAUGACACUGUA
This is a messenger RNA of Calidris pugnax (ruff), 1976 nucleotides long. It is a transcript of the gene POMP, whose product is annotated as proteasome maturation protein. Gene Ontology annotation, cellular component: nucleus; cytoplasm. The record is from RefSeq and is a predicted model, not a curated record. The coding region runs from base 77 to 502 and encodes 141 amino acids. The transcript is spliced from 6 exons. Gene Ontology annotation, biological process: proteasome assembly. Lineage: Eukaryota; Metazoa; Chordata; Aves; Charadriiformes; Scolopacidae.